UUGUGGGUAGCGAGGAUGCUCAUCUUGAUGCUCCUCGAUUGUUGGACUUACUAUCAGAGAAGCCGGUGGAAGGGGCAAGUAGGACACCUCAACUACAGGAUAGCACAGUUCCAACGCCUCCGGGAGGGCCUGUACAGUGGGCAUUUGCAUUACCGACGUACCGUAGCGAAAAAAUGUCAAAAUGACUCAUGUCAAAAACCCCUCGAGGGUGGGGGUGAGUUAAAAACUCGUCGUUAAGUCCGUGGGUAGUUUUUCACGGAGCCCUAGUGUGCAUGCGAUACCAUGGGCGUCUAGAACUUUAGUCACGGCGCUCCAAACCUCCCUCAAGUACUUCUCCCUGUAUUUUGGGAAAAGGGUUGCGAAAGAAGAUUUUUCGGUGAAUACGCCGCCUUUGUUGUCAUCUGCUUGGAAUGAAUCGAUUUUCCA
This is a messenger RNA of Suillus subaureus, 426 nucleotides long. RefSeq lists its product as uncharacterized. The record is from RefSeq and is a predicted model, not a curated record. The transcript has 3 exons. Lineage: Eukaryota; Fungi; Basidiomycota; Agaricomycetes; Boletales; Suillaceae. Bases 16 to 237 code for a protein of 73 amino acids.